Molecule: messenger RNA, 669 nt
Organism: Arachis duranensis
Lineage: Eukaryota; Viridiplantae; Streptophyta; Magnoliopsida; Fabales; Fabaceae
Product: transcription factor bHLH131
Exons: 2
Coding region: 1-669 (222 amino acids)
Biological process (GO): regulation of DNA-templated transcription
Molecular function (GO): protein dimerization activity; DNA-binding transcription factor activity
Source: RefSeq, a predicted model, not a curated record
AUGGGCAUGCAGCGAGUUCGAAAUCACUAUUACUCUGGAGCUCAAAUUCUAAGGAGUUCUUCAAUAACACCAUAUGAUUACAUCUUCACAAAGCCAAGAUCAAAGGCAGCGGACAAAAAACAAGCAGCUGUAAAACACAGUCAAGCAGAAAAGAGACGCAGGAUGAGAAUCAACACUCAAUAUGAGGCCCUCAAAAACCUCUUCCAAAAUAAAACCAAAACGGACAAGGCAUCAUUAUUGGCAACUACUAUUGAAAUAGUUAAAAAUUUGAGAAAAAAUAGUAUUCUACAGGAAGCUUCUAGUAGCUCAAAGAAGGAAAUGAAUAAGGUUACUAACCAGAAGAAAAUGCAAGAAGCUUGUAGCCCAAGAAAUGAUGAUGUGUUUCCUAGUUGGGAAGACAAGUGGAGUCUAAAACAUGAAGAGGAUCUAAUGAAGGCUACAUUGAAUUGUGAGGAUAAGCCAGGAUUGAUGUCAACAAUAGCAAAGGCAAUGGGGUCAGUGGAAGCCAAGGUUGUAAAGGCUGAGAUGGUGAAUGUUGGAGGAAGAACUAGGGUUGUGUUGUGGGUCAAAGAUUCCAAUGGUGAUCGUAAAGGUGAAGAGAUUCUCAAGAGGACACUCAGUACUCUCAUGCAAAGGCCAGUCCCUAAAAAGAGGCGUUUUACUCAAUAA